Messenger RNA from Peronospora belbahrii, 696 nucleotides. NCBI's taxonomy places the organism in Eukaryota, Oomycota, Peronosporomycetes, Peronosporales, Peronosporaceae. The record is from the annotation of a GenBank genome assembly.
AUGGCCAUGUCAGAUACGCGACAGAAGAGUGUGGUUGUAAGCAAACCUAUUUUGUAUGGAUCUGUGGCAACGUAUCUAGGACGUAAGGCAGAGGAGACAAAGACGCAUCGUUGGUCAAUCUACUUGCGUGGUGUGGAUAAUGAAGAUCUGUCGUAUAUGAUUAGUAAAGUUGUUAUUAGUCUCCAUGUGAGCUUUGCCAACCCUGUUCGAGUGCUAACAGAACCACCAUAUGAGGUUACGGAACUUGGAUGGGGUGAGUUUGAGACACGGAUCCAGAUUUACUUCCAUGAUCCAAAUGAGCGGCCAAUUAGCAUCAUCCACUUGCUAGUGUUGUACCCACCAAAUAGCCAGCCUGCGAGCACAAAGAAGCCCGUGGUGAGCGAAUUCUACGAUGAGCUUGUGUUUAAUGAGCCGACGGAAUUCUUUUAUAAGAAACUCAUGGCUGGACCGGACCGUCAAUCUCCGCCACUGACUAUGCAAGUUCAUCUGCCUACGUAUUCUGACGUAGAAGUACUCAAGACUUUGGCUCGUGCUGAGACCUUUGUGAAGAAGGAAAUCCAGGACACGAAAACGCUUUUGCUGUGUGCUGACAUGGAGGUCAAGGAGCUCAAGGAACGCAUUGCUGAGCAUACAAAGAAAAAGAAGCAGGCUGAGAAGCUAGCUGCCGUAGCAGCACACCCGAUCCCCAUGCCUUAA